Saccostrea echinata is the source of this 1919-nucleotide messenger RNA. RefSeq names its product coiled-coil domain-containing protein 15-like. The coding region runs from base 3 to 1370 and encodes 455 amino acids. NCBI's taxonomy places the organism in Eukaryota, Metazoa, Mollusca, Bivalvia, Ostreida, Ostreidae. The record is from RefSeq and is a predicted model, not a curated record. The transcript has 11 exons. Gene Ontology annotation, cellular component: centrosome.
AGAUGGCGGCCAAAACAAAUACAGUCGGGUUGAGAAAAAUAACAAAACCUGUUAUAAGCACCGAUGUGAUGGGUAACAGGAAUGUAGAAAUUCGAGCAGUUGGUGCUUGGGUCCAGCCAGCGUAUUCCGCUCCUGCAGAAGGCGUGGCAGCUGCAGAACAAGAGGAAGCAAGAAUAAGACAGACUCAAGCUGAAAAAGAAGCAAAGCUGAAAAGAUUCAGAGAAGACGUGAAAAACCGAGUGCGAUUAAUGGAAAAAGCACGCAAACAAAAAGAGCUAGAAAAGUCCUUCAAUGCUGUUGAACAAGAGCAGAGCAUCUUGCAGCAAAGUGCCUUCAGUGAAAACAUUGUCCCAAGAAAAGACAGUUGUUUGAUCAGAAAACAUGGAACACAUGCAAUUAAGCAAAUACGUCCAUCUAGUUCAUAUGAGGGAAACAUGAGAAAUAGUGAGAAUUCAGAGGAACAUGCAUUCAUAGAUCACACAGAGGAGGUACACAAAGUAACAAGACAGGCCAGGAGCAGACUAGUCUCUAAGCAGAUAUUAACAGACGAUGUCAUCUCUGAUGGACUUCCAGGAGGGGUGUGGAAGGUGUCUGUCUCAAGAGAACUGCCUCUGAGAUCUUCAAAUGAAAAGACUAUUAAAGAUGCGGAAAAAGAAAAUGAAGAUACUGAAGAUGAAGAUAAAGACAAAGAAAAUGAGAGUACAGACCCUCUGGAUAAAGUGGUCCAUUUCAAUCUACAGCCUACAUUCCAUGAAAUAAAACAAGGGAGACCAAGGUGUAAAAGUGCCCAUGCUUCUCUGGGGGGCCAGAGUCACAGAAGGAAGCCGGUACCUGAUAUUUAUGCCGGGGUUCACAAAGAGGAGCAGAAGAAGCAGCAGAAGUUACAGCAGGCUACGUACAGACGGCUGUUUAUGGACAUAGAGAGGGAACAAGUCAAGGAAAACAUACGCAGGAAGGAACAUCACAAACGAAUUCAAAAAUUAAAACUAGAGAAGGAAGAGGAGAGGAGAAAUGAGGAGGAGAUGUCCUUGAGGUCAGUAGAACCUCGUGAUCCCCUCACAGGAGAAACAUCACUGGAGGCCCUCCAAAGGGAAAUUGAGGAGCAUCGGCAUGUGGUACAAGUCAUCAGGGAAAAUGAGGAGAGACUUCGUAAAGUCAAGGAAAUGGAAAGGUUUGUUGAAGCCCUGAAGCAACAAUUAAAGGAGAAGAUGGAUAAACGUGGGGUAGAACUGCCUCCUCUAUGCUGCUGUGGGAUGACACUUUGGGACACCAAUCCUGACACCUGUGCCAAUAACUGUGUGUUCUACAGAAACCCCAGAGGAUAUGCAAAGGCAUUACAGUCCUUGCUGAUGGCAAAUGAAAUAUCCUGAAAUGGAAAUGUUUAAAAAGGCAGAGAAAUUCAAAAUAUUAUUUAUUAUCUGUGAUAUUUAUGAAAAUGUUCAUGUAUUCAAAACAAGUUUAAGGAAAAGUAUAAACUUAAAUUCAGAUAUAUGAUUUUAAAAUAUUCUGAAGGUGGAAGAAAUGAAUUAAAGUAUUCAUUUUUGGAAUUUAGACCACUGAUUAUCAUUGGAAGUACAUCAUCUAAUUUUAUUUCUAGAGCAAUUUGUGAAUAUUGUAAAACAUGAAUAUAAGCACAAAUAAUGCUUUUUGUUGUAUGGUAUGUACAAAACAAAUGUACACAUCUUGAAUAUUUAUUUUAAUGAGCCUUUCUUUUGUAAAAUGAACAGUUUUGUAAAUGCUUGAGACAAAGUACAUGUGUUUGUCCUAUUGCAUUUUUAUUUAGCUGCCAAUAACUUGUUAUAAAUGUGUUUGUACAUGUAAAUGUAAGUGUUAAAAGCUCAUAAAAUAUAGUUUCCGUGAAACUGAUUCGGUAGAUGUUUUAGUUUAUUCUACAAUUUUAAUAAAAAAAAAUCACAUUC